Brassica napus (rape) is the source of this 4853-nucleotide messenger RNA. RefSeq names its product 26S proteasome non-ATPase regulatory subunit 7 homolog A-like. Lineage: Eukaryota; Viridiplantae; Streptophyta; Magnoliopsida; Brassicales; Brassicaceae. Gene Ontology annotation, biological process: proteasome-mediated ubiquitin-dependent protein catabolic process. The coding region runs from base 333 to 947 and encodes 204 amino acids. Gene Ontology annotation, cellular component: proteasome complex. The record is from RefSeq and is a predicted model, not a curated record. Gene Ontology annotation, molecular function: protein binding; metallopeptidase activity. The transcript is spliced from 6 exons.
UAGAUAGGAGAUUUUCUCAUUAAUUCUCUAUCAUUUUUAAUUUAUUAGACCGCACUUAUGGACCAACAUAUUUUUCUAAGGAUUCUAAAAAUUAUUGUGGUGAUGACAUGUGGCUACAAAAAUAUGUCGUAAUGUUUCCCUUUUAAUAUAUAGGAGAUUUUCUUUUGUUGUUAAAUCCAAAAAUUAUUAAGUACCCUAGUUAAUGUUGCUCUAAGAAGCUUAUUAAUGUACUACAAGUGCGGCCCAUAAAAGAGAGAUAAAAACACGAGAGAACAGAAGUAAGUUGAUAAAGCAAAGUUGAUCGGAAGUUUCCCAGAGAAAUCGAGUUACUAAUGACGACGACGCAAUCAGCAAGUAGGAUCGAGAAAGUGGUCGUUCAUCCACUCGUCUUGCGCAAUAUCGUCGACAAUCACAACCGCAUCGCUAAGGACUCGGGAAAGCGUGUUGUCGGUGUUCUUCUCGGCAGUAGAAGCUCCCGUGGUAUCGUUGGUGUCACCAACAGCUACGCAGUGCCCUUUGAGGAGGAUGGCAAAGACCCAAGUAUCUGGUCUUUUGAUGGCGACCACCAUGAGUACAUGUUGAACAUGUUCAACGGCCUUAAUGACAAGGAGGAUGUGGUCGGUUGGUACAGCACAUGCCCCAACCUCAGAGAAAAUGAUUUGGCUGUUCACGCUUCUAUCUUUAGGAGCUGCAGCUAUGUUCUCAAUCCAGUUGUGUUGGUCACUAUUGACGUCCAGCCUCAUCAACUUGGAAUUCCCACAAAAGCUUACUAUGCAGUGAAUUCUUCUCUCGGAAGCAGCAAGGAAGCCUUCGUCCCUGUGUCUACAGAAAUUGCUCCUCCUCAAGUCGAGGAGAUCGGUACGUCCAAGCCUGUCUUUUGGUUAAUUGUAUCUGAGCGAGAGGAGUCUUCUCACACGUACAUGGUUAAAUUUAUUCUUGAUUUCUAACAGGCCGGAGUAUCCUGGUGACUGAGAUGACUCCGGGUGGUGAUAAUGGCUUGGUUGAUAGUAUCGAAGCUAACUAACUACCUGUCCCUCCAAAACAGGGUUAGGAUUAGUGUUUCAGGAUAUGACACUUCGCUUGAUGCUCUUGACCUUGUUAGCUAUUUGGAGAAGCACUUUCAGUCUUGUGGUUUCCUGGAGAACAUUCAGGUGCCGAGACACCCGGUCACUAAUGCAAUUACCGACAGAUGUACUACUGUGACUCUCAGCGGAGAAUGGGCAACAGAGAAGGCAUUGGCACUCAACGGAAGUGAUGUGGGAGGAUGGAUAGUUUCUGUCACCGUUUUACCACCUGAGAUUAGUGAGAUGGCUUCUGGGAUGAGUGCUCGUGAAUAUGCACUUCGUUACGUCGCCGGGACCCUGUCCAUGUAGCCGCUUCUCCCUCAGGCUCUCAGCUCAGUCAGUACUAUCUCCAUUUCGUUUUUUCUGUUUUCCAUUCUGCAUUGUCUAUUUUCUUUUGUUUCUGCAUUUUAGACAAAGCAUUUUUCCUGGUUUUUACUGGAUUUACCAUCUUUCUAGCAUAAGAAUAUAUGUCAGACUUUUACUGGAUCUUUACUAUCCUAAACCAUGCAUCUUAAUCAUCCCUAAUAAGUAAUAAUCGUAAAUUAAUUAUCGUUGUUACACUCUUUUUCUUCAUCAUCUGACACUUUGCUCAACUGUCCCUUGACGAGUACCUACGGUAGUAACAUUGGCCAGUGCACGGUUUAUUUAAAAAUUUAAGGAAUGCGAGGAGAAUCUUAUAUUACAAAUUAUAUGGCUUGUCGCAACUUUUCAUGAAUCUUAAAAUCUCUGAUGAUAACGUACCGUCGUUGCCAUGAUAUGAUAUGAUAUGAUAUUGGACUUAAAAGAACAACAUAAACAAAAAUAAUUAUGUGCGCAAAAAAGAAAAAGGUAAAUACUCCAUAAACAAGUUUAGAAGAUUUUUAUUACAUAAUGUUGAGGGUUAAAUUAACAGAAACUGGAAUAAUUUGCGUAUCAAAAACGAAAGGAAUGAAUAAAAUUCAAUAGUAUACAAAUAUGAAGAAAAAGUACUGUUUUCUAUGUUUUCUUUUUUGGGUUAAAAGGCUGUCUAUGUGUUACCAUGUUGAUAUUAAGAUGUUUGUACAAAUUACCCUGUUACUAUUAGUUUCGUUAACGAACUAUUUGAUUACCAGUGACAUGACGGCCUCUUUGAGGCAAUCAAAAGUGGUUAUGAUCCUACGUUUAUAAUGUUGAUAACAAAAAAAAAAAGGAAGACAUUUGGUAUUCUACGUUCGUUCAGUUGUUGCGGUCUUUGGUUGUGUCCACAGUUGUCCUUCAGUUCUUCCCUUCGUGUUAGUGGUUGUGUCGGUUUCCUCCAUGUGGCUCUUGUUCUUUCCGUCGUGGUUUCGUUUGAAGCCCUGUGUUAGUUUAGGUCUAAUAUAUGCUAUUAGCUUGCCAUCAAUGUUCCCCUUUAUUUUUGUUAUGUUUUGCGUGUUAGUUUCGGCCUUUCAUUUGAUUUCAAGAUUGCUUUGGUUUUGCUUAGUUUUUCUUUUUAAACAUUUAGUUCUUUUUGGUAAAAUUUUUGAUUUUUUUUUUCCAUUUUUCUAGCUAUGUAAUUUACUAUGUGUGUUUCUUUGGUUAUAAUCUCUUAAUUAUUUAUACAACGGUUUUUUUUUUUUUGCGAACUUACAACGGUUUUUUGGUUCAAAAUAUAAACUUGUUUGCGGGGGUUCUAAGUUUAAACAUGUUUGUAAAACAAUAAAGCAUGUGUGUGAACGUGAUAUGAAUUAGUAUAAGAAUAAAAGAAAAUUAUGAAAGGAGAAAAAGAAAAAGACGUGUUGCCUAACAAAUGAUGUAUUGGUAAGAAAAUGCAAUGAAGAUUAUUACUCUUGCUUGUGGAAAAUGAAAGCUAUAUGCACGGUUUAAUACUUACGUCUUUCUUUCUCCUUUUUUUGUCACAAAACAAAUUCAUUCAUUCAAUUAGGUUGGUGGGGGAAUUAACUCCACAACCACCUCUUGUUCGAACAGAGCCAGAGCAUUCUUUGCUAUUACAUCUGCAUUUACGUUUUUUAAACGGGGAAUCCAUCUAAAGACAGCACUCUCAAAGACCAGCGACAUAUGUAGUAUGUCUUCCACAUUUCCAUAUAGUUCUAGCGGCACUUCUCUCCUGUUGAUGGCCUUGAUCAAUUGGGCAGAAUCAGAUUCAAAUCUUAUUGAUCUCCUUCCUUGGGUUUGGCAAGCUGUAACCGCAUCUCUAAGUGCUAAACCCUCCGCAACCAGUGGCGACGGGAUGAAACUGAUACCUCUUUUCCCGUAGCUGCUCUGCUCCGGGUUUGUGACGAUCCAGCUCAACCCUGCAUUAUGCGUGGCUGAAGACCAGGCAGCAUCCGACUGUGCGACGGAGUCAGUCCGAGCAGUAGGCUCCAAUGGUCUUACCAGCACUCGCUUCUCCACUUGAACCUGCGCCCCUUCCCAUUCUUUAGCUGCGGGACCAAAAGAUCCAUGGGACUAAAGGUGUAGAUAUGAGACCUGUUGGAGGUAAGCAGCCGAGGGAGUGCAUCUCCGCCCAAUCCGCUCUCAAAUCUGUCAAUCCGCUAAUGUCAAAGCUUCCUGCAAGUGGGGAGUGAUUCCACACUUCUCUCGCAAAGAGGCAAUGAAACAAGAGAUGAUUGAUAGAUUCCGAGCCUCCGCAUCGUUUGCAUCGCGGGUCCACGUUGAUGUGUCGAGCUACCAGUGUUUCGCCCACCGGAAGGAUUCCCUUCAGGCUCUUCCAGGUAAACAUUUUAAUUUUAGGCGCUAAUUUCAAAUUCCAAACUGUCUUUUUCCAGUCAAAUUCAGAGGUCGCUUCAUCCUCAAGAAUCGCGUCCACUACCUCAGCCAUGGCCGCGUAGUAGCCAGAUUUCACCGAAUAUACACCAUCUUUUGUUCCUAACCAUCUAAGUGCAUCCGCAGCCCCUUUAAUGCUUGGCUGUAACUCCAGGAUAUGGUCUUCAUCAAAUGGUAGAAUGGCUUGGAUGACUGUUCUGUUCCAACCUCCGGUACCAGGCUGAAUGAGAUCUUUCACAACAAGGCUAGCUGUUUCCCGUGUAGCAGGGCCCAUGGGUCUGAGCGGCGUUUCUAGGCUUAGCCAAGGGUCGUCCCAUAUCAUAACAUCCAUUCCAGUACCAAUCACCCAGCCCAUGUUUUUGUUUAGGAGAUCUCUCCCUGCCAGUAUACUAUUCCAUCCAUGGGAGGCCGAGCUUGGGGCGGUGCAGGUCAGGAGGUUUCCGUCCGGACAGUACUUAGGUAGAAGGGUUCGACCCAACAGACCAUCUGGUUUCUCCAUGAGCCGCACACUGAUCUUGGCUAAGAAGGCCUCGUUAAAAGCUUGGAUAUCUCGUACUCCCAAUCCCCCCAUGCCUUUUGGUAAGGUUAGCUUCUCCCAUGCGAUCCAAGCCAUCUUCCGUUUGCCAUCGCCUCCGUCCCACCAGAAUCGUGUUAAGGCGGAUUGGAUCCGCUUACACAAGGAGAUUGGUAAUUUGAAGCAAGACAUUGCAUGUGAUGGGAUGGGGGUAAGUACACUCUGCAUCAUCACAAGUUUCCCGGCAGUCGAUAGAUAUCUAUUUGACCAACCACUCGCCUUUUGCUUAAUCCGAUCUACCAAGGAAGAAAAUAUAUCUCUCUUACGUCGCCCAAAAUGUUCCGGCAAUCCUAGAUACUUUCCGACCCCGCACUCCUUGUGGAUUUGCAGUGCGUGGUGGACUCUUUGUUUGAGCUCAGCCGGCGCCUUACGGGAGAAGGUGAUAGAGGAUUUGUCUCUGUUAACAACCUGACCAGAUGCCUCCUCGUAUGUCGCCAGGAUCGUCUUGAGGGCAGCUGUAGAUUCCUUGUUUGCAUUAAGGAAAAACAUAG